AUGUCCUUGCCCUGGAAACUUCAAGAGACGUUCUCGCCUGAAGAGAUCCAAUUUAUUGUGGAAAAUGAGCCUAUAAAGAUUUUUCCCAGGUUUACCACCAGAUCGAAGGUCCGGGGUAAUCGUGGUAAUAAAACAGGCCAAACUCGUUGGAAACUCUUGACGGCAAGCGAUGAGCCUUUGAACAACCUAGUGGCUAUCCAGACUACCGAAGUAGCAUUUUGGAUAGCGUUGUUACUGAAGCAACAAGGAAAAUGUAGUAUAGUGGCACCAGGGUGGUUGCGACUUACACAGCUGCAGAGAUUCAUUGACUACGAACUGAAAAACACUGAGCGAUUCAGCGAACUUCCGUGGAAUUGGCUAGUGGUGGCACAAUUAUUGUUUUCCAAAGCGGCUGACGAUUUGCAAGAUCCGGUACAUUUGCUGCGCGGGAAAGUACAGGAUUUGCGCGAAAUUCGAUUAGGCAAAAUAGGACAAGGUCUAAAGCAUUUGAACGAAUCGCAUUUGCAAUUGGACAAUUUGAGUUUGUUGGAGAUCAAUGAGCUGCGACCCUUUGUGCUGGGCGUCAUGAACAAACUAAAGCAAGUGCAUGGCAGCAUAGCAGACGAGCAAGAAGAAGAGCAGUAG
This is a messenger RNA of Lachancea nothofagi CBS 11611, 624 nucleotides long. Lineage: Eukaryota; Fungi; Ascomycota; Saccharomycetes; Saccharomycetales; Saccharomycetaceae. The record is from the annotation of a GenBank genome assembly.